This is a messenger RNA of Cercospora beticola, 452 nucleotides long. RefSeq names its product RidA family protein. Gene Ontology annotation, cellular component: mitochondrion; cytosol. Gene Ontology annotation, molecular function: deaminase activity. Lineage: Eukaryota; Fungi; Ascomycota; Dothideomycetes; Mycosphaerellales; Mycosphaerellaceae. The record is from RefSeq and is a predicted model, not a curated record.
CGACCCAGAAGCAACCAAAGAUGGCACACCUCCAAUACUACAACUACCCAGGCUACGGAGAGCGAGCAGUAGAAACCUACAAAUACAGCCAAGCAGUCCGUGUAGGUGAUCGGAUCGAAUGCUCUGGUCAAGGCGGCUGGAACCCCGAAAACGACAUCUUCUACAAAGAAACCAACGCUCAAAUCGAUCAAGCUUUUGCAAACGUCGAUCUUGCAUUGAAAACCGCUGGCGGCAAAGGCUGGAGUCAAGUCUUUCGGGUGAAUAGUUAUCAUAUUCCGUUGAAUGGUGAAGCGAUGGAAGCUAUGAAGCGGAAUUUUGAGAAGUGGAUGCCGGGGCAUCAGCCCUUGUGGACUGUCAUUGGAGUGAGCCGACUUGGAAUGGAUGAUAUGAGGGUUGAGAUUGAGGUUGUGGCUCAUGAUCCGGAGGGGGCGAAGGCUGCAGGGACGGUUUAG